GCUCGGGGCCAGCGCGGCGGCGGCGGCGGCGGCAGCAGCAGGAGCAGCCCCGGCUGGGCUGCGGGUCGCGACGGCGGCGGGGCGCCCCCUCCCCCGUGCCGGGGCGCGGCGGAGGGAUGUGGGGCUUUGCGGGAGGAAGGCUUUUUGGCAUCUUCUCGGCCCCGGUGCUGGUGGCGGUGGUUUGCUGCGCCCAGAGCGUGAACGACCCCGGGAACAUGUCCUUUGUGAAGGAGACCGUGGACAAGCUGUUGAAAGGCUACGACAUCCGCUUACGACCCGACUUCGGGGGUCCCCCCGUGUGCGUGGGGAUGAACAUCGACAUCGCCAGCAUCGACAUGGUUUCCGAAGUCAACAUGGAUUACACCCUCACGAUGUAUUUCCAACAAUACUGGAGAGACAAGAGGCUGGCCUAUUCUGGAAUCCCCCUCAACCUCACGCUGGACAAUCGGGUGGCUGACCAGCUGUGGGUGCCUGACACGUAUUUCUUGAAUGACAAGAAGUCCUUUGUCCACGGUGUGACUGUGAAAAACCGCAUGAUCCGGCUCCACCCGGAUGGGACGGUACUGUAUGGGCUCAGAAUCACCACGACAGCAGCGUGUAUGAUGGACCUCCGGAGGUACCCGCUGGACGAGCAGAACUGCACCCUGGAGAUUGAAAGCUAUGGCUACACCACAGAUGACAUUGAAUUUUACUGGCGUGGCGGGGACAAGGCUGUCACGGGUGUGGAAAGGAUCGAGCUCCCCCAGUUCUCCAUCGUGGAGCACCGCCUGGUCUCGAGGAAUGUUGUCUUCGCCACUGGUGCCUAUCCUCGGCUCUCCCUGAGUUUUCGGUUGAAGAGGAACAUUGGCUACUUCAUCCUCCAGACUUACAUGCCUUCCAUACUGAUUACCAUUCUCUCCUGGGUGUCCUUCUGGAUCAACUACGACGCCUCAGCCGCCAGAGUCGCCCUGGGGAUCACCACCGUGUUGACCAUGACAACCAUCAACACCCACCUUCGAGAGACUCUGCCCAAAAUCCCCUACGUCAAAGCCAUCGACAUGUACCUGAUGGGCUGCUUCGUCUUCGUGUUCCUGGCCCUCCUGGAGUAUGCCUUUGUCAACUACAUCUUCUUUGGAAGAGGCCCUCAGAGGCAGAAGAAACUGGCAGAGAAGACGGCCAAGGCGAAGAACGACCGUUCUAAGAGCGAAGGCAAUCGGGUGGACGCCCAUGGAAAUAUCCUGUUAACAUCACUGGAGGUUCACAACGAAGUGAACGAGGUCGCUGGCGGAGUGGGUGACACCAGGAAUUCAGCAAUAUCCUUUGACAACUCAGGAAUCCAGUACAGGAAACAGAGCAUGCCCAGAGAAGGGCACGGGAGGUACCUGGGAGACAGAAGCACCCAGCACAAGAAGACACACUUACGGAGAAGGUCUUCGCAGCUCAAAAUCAAAAUCCCUGAUCUCACCGAUGUGAAUGCCAUUGACAGAUGGUCCCGGAUCGUGUUUCCAUUCACGUUUUCUCUCUUCAACUUAGUUUACUGGCUGUACUACGUUAACUGAGUGACUGUACUUGAUUUUUCAAAGACUUCAUUUAACACUGAGUGAAAUAUUACCCCCUGCCUGUCAAGUUUUUAUACCUGUACACACACA
Messenger RNA from Dipodomys spectabilis (banner-tailed kangaroo rat), 1628 nucleotides. It is a transcript of the gene Gabrb3, whose product is annotated as gamma-aminobutyric acid type A receptor subunit beta3. Gene Ontology annotation, cellular component: membrane; neuron projection; GABA-A receptor complex. NCBI's taxonomy places the organism in Eukaryota, Metazoa, Chordata, Mammalia, Rodentia, Heteromyidae. The record is from RefSeq and is a predicted model, not a curated record. The transcript has 9 exons. Gene Ontology annotation, biological process: nervous system process; monoatomic ion transmembrane transport; chemical synaptic transmission. Gene Ontology annotation, molecular function: neurotransmitter receptor activity; GABA-A receptor activity; extracellular ligand-gated monoatomic ion channel activity. The coding region runs from base 117 to 1538 and encodes 473 amino acids.